This is a messenger RNA of Rattus rattus (black rat), 2988 nucleotides long. It is a transcript of the gene Map4k1, whose product is annotated as mitogen-activated protein kinase kinase kinase kinase 1. Gene Ontology annotation, biological process: protein phosphorylation. The record is from RefSeq and is a predicted model, not a curated record. Gene Ontology annotation, molecular function: ATP binding; MAP kinase kinase kinase kinase activity. NCBI's taxonomy places the organism in Eukaryota, Metazoa, Chordata, Mammalia, Rodentia, Muridae.
CCAAAUCUUCAAGUACUGAGCAGAGGUUCAACCGUAACCUGUGACUCCUCCCAAAAUAGGAGAGUGUUGGGGAGAGGGAGCUAGGUCAGCCCAAGGUUGCAUUUAAGAACUUUUGCAUCUUAUUUACAUAGUGUCCUUCAGGGAGUAAAGGGGAGUCCCAUCAGUCCCAAGGCAAUCAAACUCUCAGAACCCAGGGGACGGGGGUGGAGCCCUCUGCGGAGCCCUCUGCACAGCCCUGCAGCUGGGGCAGGAAGCGAGAGUGGGGAGGGGGAAGGCCACAGCCCACAGAGUCAAGGCGGGUCCAGGACUUGUGGAGACAGAGGGUAAUACCAAAGCUUGAGCCCUGAGGCCCUGUUGGCCCACUGGGCACUGGCCCAGCCCCGGCCUCCAGGGAUGGCCCUUGUGGACCCUGACAUCUUUAAUAAAGACCCUCGAGAACACUAUGAUCUACUGCAGCGACUGGGUGGUGGAACGUAUGGAGAAGUGUUCAAGGCUCGAGACAAGGUGUCUAAGGACCUAGUGGCUUUGAAGAUGGUGAAGAUGGAGCCUGAUGAUGACGUCUCUACCCUUCAGAAGGAGAUUCUCAUGCUGAAAUCUUGCCGGCACGCCAACAUCGUGGCUUACCAUGGCAGUUACCUCUGGCUGCAGAAGCUAUGGAUCUGCAUGGAAUUUUGUGGCGGUUCCCUCCAGGACAUCUACCAAGUGACCGGCUCUCUGUCCGAGCUCCAGAUCAGCUAUGUGUGCCGGGAAGUGCUACAGGGACUGGCCUACCUGCAUUCACAGAAGAAGAUACAUCGAGACAUCAAGGGAGCCAACAUCCUCAUCAAUGACUCCGGGGAGGUUAAACUGGCUGACUUUGGGAUCUCAGCCCAGAUUGGGGCAACACUGGCCCGACGCCUGUCUUUCAUUGGAACACCAUACUGGAUGGCUCCAGAGGUGGCAGCUGUGGCCCUGAAGGGUGGAUACAAUGAGCUGUGUGACAUCUGGUCUCUUGGCAUCACAGCCAUUGAGCUGGCCGAGCUUCAGCCCCCUCUCUUUGAUGUGCACCCCCUCAGGGUUCUCUUCCUCAUGACCAAGAGCGGCUACCAGCCUCCGAGGCUAAAGGAAAAGGGCAAAUGGUCAUCUUCCUUCCACAACUUUGUCAAAGUCACCCUCACUAAGAACUCCAAGAAACGCCCCAGUGCCACCAAGAUGCUCAGUCAUCAGCUGGUGUCCCAGCCAGGGCUUAACAGAGGCCUGAUCUUGGAUCUUCUUGACAAAAUGAAGAAUCCUGGGAAAGGGCUGCCCGUUGAGAUUGAAGAUGAGGAGCCUGAGCCUCCCCCUGCCAUCCCUCGGCGGAUCAGAUCUACCUACCGGGCCAGCUCGCUGGGGAUUCCAGACGCAGAUUGCUGUCGGCGGCACAUGGAGUUCCAGAGGCCCAGAUGUGUGGAAUGCAGAUCUCAGGCUGACACUGUUCUCUUACAGCCCUCUGCAGACUUAAGGAGCACCAGUCCCAGGAGCCAGCUCUCAGACUCUGAUGACGACUAUGAUGAUGUGGACAUUCCUGCCCCUUCAGAGAACCUACCUCCUCCCCUGCCCCCCAAGCCCAAAAUUCGGUCUCCAUCAGAUGAUGGUUCUGGAGGAGUUAGGGACGACGGGCAACUGAGCCCAGGGGUGCUGGUCCGGUGUGCCAGUGGGCCUCCUCCACGUAUUCCCCGUCCUGGACCUCCCCCAGCCACCCGCAGCCCUCAUCUCACAGCCCGUUCAGAUCCCUCACUAUGGAACCCAGCUGCCCCGGAGCCAGGCCAGCCCCCACUCCUACCCCCUAGGAAGGAAAAGAUGAGGAGAAAGAUGGAGAACGAGAAGCGCCGAGAGGAAUACACCCUUCUUGUGAAAUUGUUCAACGGCUGUCCCCUCCAGAUCCACAGUACGGCUGCCUGGACACAUCCCUCUACGAAAGACCAGCAUCUGCUCCUGGGUGCAGAGGAAGGCAUUUUCAUACUGAACCGGAAUGAUCAGGAGGCCACGCUGGAAAUGAUCUUUCCUGGCCGCACAACCUGGCUGUACUGCAUCAACAACCUCCUCAUGUCUCUCUCAGGGAAGACACCCCACCUGUAUUCUCAUAGUAUCCUGGGCCUUCUGGAAAGAAAAGAGGUCAGAACAGGAAGCCCCAUCGCUCACAUCAGCCCUCACCGGUUCCUGGCAAGAAAGAACAUGGUCUCCAGUAAGAUCCAGGACACCAAAGGCUGCCGGGCUUGCUGUGUGGCCGAGGGUGCCAGCUCUGGGGGCCCAUUCCUGUGUGGGGCAUUGGAGACCUCUGUGGUUCUGCUCCAGUGGUACCAGCCAAUGAACAAAUUCUUGCUUGUCCGGCAGGUGCUGUUCCCGCUGCCCACGCCACUGCCGGUGUUCGCGCUGCUGACAACGCCGGGCUCCGAGCUGCCGGCCGUGUGCAUCGGCGUGAGCCCCGGGCAAGCGGCAAAGUCGGUUCUCUUCCACACCGUGCGCUUCGGUGCCUUGUCCUGCUGGCUGGACGACUCCAGCACGGAGCACAAGGGACCAGUGCAGGUGAUCCAAGUAAAAGAAGACAUGGUGAUGGUGUUGAUGGAUGGCUCUCUGAAGCUAGUGACCCCAGAGGGGGCACCAGCUCCCGGGCUUCGCACCCCUGAGAUCCCCAUGACAGAAGCAGUCGAGGCUGUGGCAAUGGUUGGAGAUCGACUCCAGGCCUUCUGGAAGCACGGAGUUCAGGUGUGGGCUCCAGACUCGGAACAGCCGCUGCAGGAGCUGAGAGAUCCCACCCUCACCUUCCGUCUGCUCUGCUCCCCGAGGCCUGUAGUGGUGGAAACACGGCCCACGGAUGACCCUACCGCCCCCAGCAACCUCUACAUCCAGGAAUGAACCAUUGAGAGGGCAUUGAGAAACGGACACCUGCAGACCCCUAACGGACACACUAGUGGUCACAACAUGUCCUUAUCUCCCAAUAAACUUGACUUUAGUCUUGUCAUCUUGAAA